AUUGAAUUUCAUACACGAAGAAGAGACCAAACUGUUCGGCGCUAAUAAAACCCGGAAGUAAAUAGUUUGUUUUUCUUUACAAGUUUGGUUUAUCUGAGUAUACAGUUAAGAAGCUGGGUUUAUUGUUAUAUAGAAUGGGUUAAUAACUAAACAUUACAUGUGCAUUUUUUCUUUUGUUGAAUAAAAUGUAAGAAUAUGUGAGAUAAAUAGUUGAGUUAUAACGGAGCUGGUAACAGAAGUCAGGAUUAGCCGCUGUGAGGAAGCUAAUGUUAUGUAAGCUAAUGUUUCAGGCUCGGUUCGGGCUGAAUGGCGAACCGGAAGAAUUCUGAGUCUGGGGGUGAGUCUGAGUUGUUGUCUGCUUUAGAGCAGCUCAGCUCGUCCAGGACGCUCCGCUUUAAACCCGUUUCCCCGCUGCGUGUCGCCGUGCUCGCGCUUGACCGCUAUCUGGUUGACGCGCGCGCCGCUCCCGACAGCGACAGCAACAGCUACAGCUACGACGUGACGAUCACCGACGGAACAUGGCGCGUGAAGUGCUGGCUGGCGCCGGGACUGAACCGCAUGGUCCAGGUGAACUCUCUCCGGUGCGGGUCGCGCGCUCUCAUCGCGCACCUGUCUCUUGUUCACGACGAGACGCGGCUCCGGCGCAGCUGUGUGUGUAUAGAGGAGGCGCGAUCCGAUUCCUCCGAUCCCGAUAUUUUACUCGCGAUAAAAGACCCGGAUGCGAUACGGUGGUGGACGCACGAGUCUGUCGGUUCUUCUGUGAUGCCUCUCGCUGAUGUUCCUCUGCAGUACAACAGGAGACAUUACUUAUCGCUGUGGAACAAUGAAGAUCCGCACGGCGCGCUGUGGCUUCCCUUCACUCCUCCACCGGAUGUAGCGAUAGACGUAUCUAAGAUUUCUCUUCUGGGAGAUUUGGAUGUGUUCUUGGCCUCAUCCAGAAGGCCGUUUCCUCUGCUGGUCCGAGUGCUGCACAGAUCUCGUUUAAGGUACUACGGAAAACCUGGACAAAACAUCGACUUCCCCUUUCAGGCGUACUUCGAGGUGGCUGAUCAGAGCGGAGUCAUGUCCAUGGUCCUGUGGAAUGACCUGUGUCCGGAGUGGUAUCAGCGGCUGGUGGUGGGUUCAGUUCUUUACCUGCAGCAUUACAAACUGAAACGCAGCUACCAGAACCGCUCCAGACCUCAGCUCAGCACGCUGCCUCUCAUCUCCUUCAGCUCCACAGAGAUCUGCUUGAACCCUCGAAGUCCGUCAGCCGUCAUCACUGUGAUUCCUCCUAAAAGCGUUCAGCCUCAAUGGAGCUUACCCGAGGUCACCUACAAUUUCUCUACCAGAUGUGAAGUCGAGAGUCUGGCCAGGAACCAGGCCUGUGACAUCAUCGGCCUGGUGACGUACGUCAGCCGCGUCGAGCGAAUCAGAAACAGAGCAAAUACAGUCCCGGAGAAGUUCUGGACGUACCGGUGGGUUCAUGCAGUGGAUGGAACCUCAGACUCUCCCUUCAUCCUGGAGAUUUUUGCCUCUUCUCAGCCCGAGAUCUUUAACAACAUCUCUCCCAUGACGUAUCUCGUGUGUACUCACAUGCGUGUGUGUCGGGAGACGGGUCCAGGCUCGGGUCCAGGCUCGGGCUCGGGUUCAGGUUCUGCUCUUUACCUGACCAGCAGCACAGAGACUCAGCUCUUCGUCACAGGCUGCCACAGGAAACAGCCGUAUGUGUCUGACCCGAAGGUCAAAGCCUUCAUCCAGUGGACGAAGACUCUGAAGGACAGUGUAGUACUGAGGAAGACCACAGUGGGGGGGCAGUACUGUUACCCCCCUCCCCCACCCACCUUCACACCAAAUACCACCAGCAACGGAGCGAGUGAAGGAGCGUCUCCAUCGUUAAUGGCCGUAGGAGACCUACGGAAGGAGCUAGAGAGUCUGCAGUAUCGAGAACACAGGAGAGUGGCAGUACAGGGCCACAUCACUGCUGUGCAAUACCACCGGUGGCCACCGGAGGCGCCUCACACCACGCCUCAGAGCGAACAACGACCGGUGGAGCAUGACCCAGUGGGCGUGGCCAGAGGCUCCACCUCUUCCUUUGGCACCGGAGCACAGCGACAGGGCGAGACGUCCUCGGCGUCGUCACGAAGUGAAGUCGCAAAUUCUCCUAAGCGGAGGAGAGUUGAGCAAGGAGUGCAGAGGCAGUACUGGACCAGAGCCAAGCGGCAGUUAGAAAGACAGGUAAAGCCAGCAGAUCUUCAUGAGGAUGAGGAGACCAAAAGAAGGUCUGAUGAAGAGGACAGUGAAGGACUUUCCACGCCGUCACCUCAGCCUGCAGACAACAGUGAGACAGGAAGCCCCCCCGACACACAGCAAUCUCCCACUCAGCCUGUUGCAUCAUGGGAGAGCAGCGCGUGGCCGUUACUUAAGCAGGACGUCAAGGAUCACGUGCGCUGCGCCUCUCUGGAUUGUGAGAGUGUUCCGGAAAAAUUCCGAUUCGACGACCGAGACGUGCUCCUACACAGGGUCAACCUCAGCCCCGCGAAGUGGAGCCCGGACCUUCCAUCAGACACCAACUCGGACACACACACUCCUGUAAACUUCACAGGAUACCUCACUCUCACAUUACUGGGGUUAAAUCAGCAGGCAGCGGUCGACUCCCUCUUCCUCCCCGUGUUUUGUGCCGAGGAUCCGCGGGCAGUAGGGACGUCCUACGGUCUCCAUGACAACACACUGAUGUCAUGCCUUUCCACAGGUCGUGUCUGUACUCAGGCCAACUUUUCACCAGAGACAUUAUUGAGCUCGGCAUCGGCUCUGGAGGACGAGCGCGUGGUGUGUGUGUUGGACGUGUGUCUGCUGGGUGAGAACCGGCUGGAGAUGAUCUGCUCUAAAGUGUACAGGACAGCAGAUAUCAUCACUCCUGUGUAAAGCAAAUCCACACACACAUGUUUGAAUAACUUACCCUUGCGUGCCAGGACGAGGCCAGCCAAUCCAGACACAGUGAUUAUACCAACUCUGGGCAGGAAGCCAGGGGGCGGGUCCCUCAGGAAAUUAUACGUGUCUGACAUCACCAAAAGAUCAAGAAUCAGAAAUCAUAUUGUAGGAGACCCCCAAUCUCCCUGCACUGGUAGAAAUACACAGAAUACUCAGAAUACUCACCUUGACCAGCUUGGUAUAAAGACACAGCGCCGACUUUCACCGAGGUGCAAGUAUUCUGUAUUGAAGAAAAGAUUGGCGUUGACAUGAACAAAAACAUUUAACCAGAAAAACAGCAGGUCAACAAUUUUUAAUUCAACGUUCAUAAUCUUACAUAUACUAUAGAAAGGCAUUAACAUAAACAAUAGGUCUGUUCUGCCAUCCCAUAAUGCUUGUCAGUACAAACAGGCAAAUUAAAAGUUGUGUGUGUUUUUUUUUUUUUUUAACAAUAUAAUUACAGUAAUUCCAGAUUUUAUCCCAAUAGGAUUCAAUUACUACAUAUAUUCUUAGGAAAUUUUCCAGAAUUCCAUGGUAUAAUUAUAUUAUUAUCAGGAAAAACGUAUGGAUCCAUGCCGCUCAGCCAUAAUGCGUCAUCACUGUUUAUAAAUCCGAAGACUUUGAUUGUUUUAUGACGACGUUUUCGCCCCAGCUUGGUGUUCACCUGCACG
Molecule: messenger RNA, 3620 nt
Organism: Pangasianodon hypophthalmus (striped catfish)
Lineage: Eukaryota; Metazoa; Chordata; Actinopteri; Siluriformes; Pangasiidae
Gene: radx
Product: RPA1 related single stranded DNA binding protein
Exons: 16
Coding region: 307-2904 (865 amino acids)
Biological process (GO): regulation of DNA repair
Cellular component (GO): replication fork
Molecular function (GO): single-stranded DNA binding
Source: RefSeq, a predicted model, not a curated record